Molecule: messenger RNA, 336 nt
Organism: Rhinocladiella mackenziei CBS 650.93
Lineage: Eukaryota; Fungi; Ascomycota; Eurotiomycetes; Chaetothyriales; Herpotrichiellaceae
Exons: 1
Coding region: 1-336 (111 amino acids)
Source: RefSeq, a predicted model, not a curated record
AUGCUCAUGCACCACGACCCCUACCUCCCACCAGUCCCAACCAUGGCUCUGCGUGCCUCCGUCUUCAUCUUCCCCGGCAUUCCCUGGACCGCACCCAAUGGCAAGCCAGGUGCCCCGUGGUCCCCGAUCUCGAGCACGCUCGUUCACACACCAACAUCCGCCGUCCUCGUCGACACACCCAUCACCAGGUCCCAAACCGCCGACCUCAUAACCUGGAUCGAGCAAACGCUCCACCCCGGCGCCCAAAUCACGUACAUCUACAUCACCCACGGGCAUGGCGACCACUGGUUCGGUCUGAACAUGCUACUCAAAAAUUCCCCACCGCCAGACCCGUAG